Cercopithifilaria johnstoni is the source of this 933-nucleotide messenger RNA. The record is from the annotation of a GenBank genome assembly. Lineage: Eukaryota; Metazoa; Nematoda; Chromadorea; Rhabditida; Onchocercidae.
AUGUUGCAACAACUCACCGCCAAAUAUCUCUGCGUGUUUGUUUAUGAAUCAGAAAUAGUUGAAACACGAUAUUUCAUCAAGAAAUUACUACCGCUUACAUUGAAAGAAUUAUGUUUGCAUGAUCCGACUCACAUGGUGACAUUUUGUAAACGAGCAGAUUCACUAUAUCAGCAAGAAUGGAUGCAUGGCCAUUGUGAAUUAUUGUCGCAUAUGGUUUGGGUGCAACCGUACAAACAUUUCAACACUGAAUACCCACAUCCGGUAAUCGACCCUCCAGUACCCGGCUGGUGGUUUUUUAUGAGCGAAAAUGUGGACACAGCUGAGGAAGCUACAGAAGUUACAGCAGUUGAGGAAUCUUCAAUUCCUCAACCACCAGCUGCUGCACAAGUCCAAUUACCACCAAAUGAGGAUCCUGGUGAAAUGAUGAUGGCUACUAUUGCAAGAUUUUUCGAGAGAAUGAUUGAUGACCAGUUGAAUGCAGAAUUUAGUGGUAGAGCUCCAACAGAUUUGACGAUACUUGAAAAUCCUAGCAGUAAUGUGGUAACACCCAACACUGCUAGUCAACUACCAGGACCAUCUAAUCAAAUUGACAAUCAUUUAGAACGGACCACCGAUCGACCACGUAGAAGAUACGUGGUAAUAUCACGAGGUGGAAGAGGAAAUUUAAGUCACACUCUCCGACAAGCAUCCCCACAAGCCAGCAUUCAAUCCACUGCACCAACCCAAAGACCUACACCUGCAGAACGACAGCAAGGAACAUCUACAGCUGCAGAAUCUCCAGAUUCAGAAGAUUCGGAGGAACAAUCGAAUCAGGAUGAUAGCAAUAACGAAUCGGAUCAUUCUGGGUCAACGACGAUAGCAACAGCAACAACAGCAAGCACAAUGUCAAAUGCUGGACGAGAAAGACGAAAUAGAAGACAAGCUAGACCUUAA